GCAAACGCAUCAUUUGUGUUUUGACACCGUAGCAGGGACGUACUCGAGAGCUAGCAAACAGCUGCGGGUGAAAGGUGUUCAAAACAACGGUUAACCUUUAUUUUCGAAAUUGGUCCACGGUAACCAAGACCUUGGUUGCUUAAAGUUGCUGUUGUAAAUUUUCAUUUGGCCAGAUAAAGAAAAACGAAAUGGCAAAGUGGUUUAUUUUAAGCGUUUUGUUGGUGGCCAGUGGCUUGACCUAUGGCAAACCCACCUUCGGUAAAGAACAUGUCCACAUACGCAUCCACUUACCCGAGUCUGGCGGGGAUCAUGGUGGUGGCGGCGGUGGCCAUAUUGAACAUCAUGGUGGCGGUGGAUUUGGCGGCGGUGGCGGACAUGGUGAUGUAAUUGGACCCCUGACUGGAGGAUUAUUGGGCGGUGGUUACAUCAGUGAUGCUCAUGGUCAUGGCGGCGGUCACGGUGGCGGCCAUGGAGGCGGUGGUGAUGUCCAUACGGUAAUUGUGGCUGAUGCGGGCGGUCAUGGCGGCGGCGGUGGCGGCCAUGGAGGCGGCUUUGGCGGUGGUCACGGCGGCGGUUUUGGCGGUGGCUAUAGUGCCGGAGGCCAUGGCGGUGGUGAUGUCCACACUGUAAUUGUGGCUGAUGCUGGUGGCCAUGGAGGUGGCGGCGGCGGUCAUGGUGGCGGCUAUGGCGGCGGUCAUGGUGGUGGUUUCGGUGGUGGCCAUGGAGGCGGCCACGGUGGUCAUGAAACUGUUAUCAUUGCUGAUGGUGGUUCUGCUGGCGGUCAUGGUCAUGGCGGUGGCGGUUUCGGCGGCGGCCAUGGUGGCGGUUUCGGUGGCGGCCAUGGUGGAUCCUCAGGAGGACAUGAAACUGUUAUCAUUGCUGAUGGUGGAUCCGCUGGCGGUCAUGGUCAUGGCGGCGGUUUUGGCGGUGGUCAUGGCGGUGGUUAUGGCGGCGGUCAUGGUGGCGCCCAAGAAACCCUUGUUAUUGCUGAAAGUCACGGUGCUGCUGGCGGUCAUGGUCAUGGCGGUGGCGGUUAUGGCGGCGGUGGUUACGGCGGUGGUCACGGUGGAUCUUCUGGACAUGGACAUGAAACUGUUGUCAUUGCUGAGAGUGGUCAUGGUGGUUCAGCUGGCGGACAUGGUCAUGGUGGCGGUUAUGGCGGUGGUCAUGGCGGUGGUUAUGGCGGCGGUCAUGGUGGCGCCCAAGAAACCCUUGUUAUUGCUGAGAAUCACGGUUCAGCUGGAGGUCAUGGUCAUGGUGGCGGUUAUGGCGGCGGCAGCGCAGGCGGUCAUGGUGGCGCCCAAGUCAAUACCUAUGCUGUUAUUCAAGAAAGUGCUGGAGGACAUGGCAGCGGUGGUUAUGGCGGUCACAGCAGUGGCGGUUAUGGUGGUCACAGCAGCGGCGGUGGUUAUGGCGGUUCAUCCCAUGGCAGUUCUCAUGGCGUAGCUAGCAUUGCUGCCAUUGCAGCAGCAGCUGGUUCUGGCUCCGGUGGACAUGGCGGCUACAGCUCCGGUGGUUAUAGCUCUGGUGGUUACAGCUCUGGAGGUGGUGGUUAUGGCGGUUCUUCCCACGAUGAUGCCAAAAUAGCUGCUAUUGCUGCUGCUUCUUCCUCUUCCUCGUCCCAUGGCAGUUCCGGUGGUUAUGGAGGCGGUUAUGGCGGUGGCUAUGGAGGUGGCCACGGAGGUGGUCAUGAUGAUGCCAAGAUUGCUGCAAUUGCUGCUGCCACUGCUGGCGGUAGUUCCCAUGGUUCUGGUGCCGGUGGUUAUGGUGGUGGCGGUUAUGGCGGUGGUUCCUCUGGUCAUGAUGAUGCCAAGAUUGCUGCCAUUGCUGCUGCUACUGCUGGCGGUAGCUCCCACAGUGGUUCAGGCGGUUAUGGUGGUAGCGGCUUUGGAGGUGGUUAUGGCGGUGGCAGCGGCUCCGGCCAUGACGAUGCCAAAAUUGCAGCCAUCGCUGCUGCCUCUGCCGGCGGUAGUUCCCAUGGUUCCAGUUCAGCCUAUCCCUAUCCAUCAGGUCCCUCAGCCGGUGGCUGGCAAUCCGGAGGUGGUAGCUCAUCUGGCUGGUCUGCCUUGAGUGGUUAUUAAAUCCAUCAUCACCAUCAUCACUAAUUUAAGUCUAGUCCAUUUUCUACACACACAAACACAAACAAAACGCAUCGAACAAAACACAAUGCAUUUACGUUCAUGUUUCACUACAAAUGGCGCCCAAUUGUUAAAGGCGCCCAAAAAAACAUAUUGCAUUCAUUGCAAAACAAAAAACUUCAUUCUUAAUUUAUAUUUUAUUUUAUUUUUCAUCAUUUAUUUUAUUUUUAUUCUAUUGUAAAUAUUUAUGAAAAUAUAUAUUAUUUUUUACAAAAAAAAAAG
Messenger RNA from Musca domestica (house fly), 2360 nucleotides. RefSeq lists its product as uncharacterized. The coding region runs from base 189 to 2081 and encodes 630 amino acids. The transcript has 2 exons. The record is from RefSeq and is a predicted model, not a curated record. Lineage: Eukaryota; Metazoa; Arthropoda; Insecta; Diptera; Muscidae.